Messenger RNA from Patiria miniata (bat star), 2731 nucleotides. It is a transcript of the gene hdhd5, whose product is annotated as haloacid dehalogenase-like hydrolase domain-containing 5. Gene Ontology annotation, cellular component: mitochondrion. The coding region runs from base 88 to 1485 and encodes 465 amino acids. The record is from RefSeq and is a predicted model, not a curated record. Lineage: Eukaryota; Metazoa; Echinodermata; Asteroidea; Valvatida; Asterinidae. Gene Ontology annotation, biological process: glycerophospholipid biosynthetic process. The transcript is spliced from 8 exons.
CUUAUUCAUUCAUUGAGUCGUUCAUCGUGCGUGUGUCAUCACGCGAAAAAUUGCGUAGCUGGGCUUACGUGCUUUUUACUGUCCAACAUGGCUGCCGCCGCACGAAGCCUUCAGAGAAUUUUACCCCGAAAUUGUUCCCAUUUAAAAAGUUGUAUCAGUGUUUUCAAUCACCCCAAGCGAUUCUUCAGUAUACGAACCGAGCUUCACUCCAAACAUCCUCCAUUUGGGAUACUGUUUGACAUCGACGGCGUUAUAGUCCGUGGCAAGCGUAUCUUGAACGAGGCCGUGGAAGCAUUUCAGAAGCUCUCUGAUGGGGAGGGUCAUUUGCGCGUACCCGUGGUCUUCGUGACAAACGCUGGGAAUAAGCUGCGGCAAAACAAGGCAAAACAGCUCACCGAGUGGUUGGGAAUAAAGAUUCAUCCAGACCAGGUGGUAAUGUCGCACAGCCCUCUCAAGAUGUUCCCCCAGUUUCAUGACAAGCAUGUGCUUGUCUCUGGCCAAGGGCCAAUCAAGGAGAUUGCGAAAGGCCUGGGUUUUACCAGAGUGACCACUGUGGAGGAGGUGCGAGAUAUGUUCCCACAUUUAGACAUGGUUGACCAUCAACGGAGAGUGCCUGCUCCAAAUGCUAACAUAGAGAUCUUCCUGCCACGGAUCGAGGCAGUGGUCCUGUUCGGUGAACCGGUCAGGUGGGAGACCAAUCUCCAGCUGAUUUUGGACAUGUUGAUCACCAACGGUCAGCUAAACCACACCCCUGACCACGUCCCGUACCCUAACAUGCCGGUCCUUGGAUGCAACGUGGAUCUCAUGUGGAUGUCCGAGGCUCAUCUACCAAGGUUAGGACAUGGCUCUUUCAUGGUGUGCCUAGAAUCACUUUACAAGAAAAUCACAGGUCGGGAUCUGCUGUACACCGUUCUGACGGGCAAACCUAGUCAGAUAACGUACCACUGUGCUGAGAAUGUACUAAGCCAACAAGCGAGGGCCAUGGGCUGUCAAGGCCCGCUCAGAACACUCUAUGCCAUUGGUGACAACCCGAUGACGGAUAUCUACGGGGCCAAUCUGUACAACCAGUACCUCACAGCGAAAGCUGCUAAAGGCCUACAGAAACCAGGCAGUCGCCAGCCGGCAGCCAUACGCCAGGGCGUGGUCAUGUCCGAUCCCCACGACGACAUCCAUAUUGAGACUUCGGCCCAGGUGGACGUCUCGGACCAUCCGGUUCACGAGAUUGACGACCACGUCUGCGAGAGCGAGGCUCUGAUGACCGACAACUUUGACGAUGGUUACCCGGUCACCAUGGAGUCGGUGCUGGUCUACACAGGCCUGCACUCCAAGCCGGGGGAGGUGGGUCAGAUGGACGAAGCCCAUCUAGAGCUAGACCACGGACACCGGGAUUUUGAGUUCAACAAGGCGCUCAUCCAGCCCACCAUUACCGCUCAGCAUGUCCGCGAUGCUGUCGAUAUCAUAUUUGACCGCGAGGGUUUCAAAUGAGAUCCGAGAAAGUCUCAUCACUGUGCGUGUGUGAUUAACAUAACAUUCAGAGUAUUUAUUUUCCAUAAAGGCAUGGUUCUUAUGUGGGCUGUUACCCAUCAUGUAGCUAGCCAUGUGCUUUUUUAUAUAUUCCUUAUUAAAAUAAUGUCGUCUCUUUUAAUCCUCAAACAUGUUCUUCGAACAAUAUUCGAUUUUAAUUAGGUUUAGUUGGAAAAGAUUUCCAAUUCUAAGCUGUCCUCAAAAGAAAAUGUCACUUGAUAUCUACGGUGGAAGAGAACUACAGAUUCCACUAAAGCGUCAAAGUUCCAUUUGAAUUAUUAUACUCAAUCAUGUUUCCUCAAAUUUGUGUUUUCCAGGUUUGAUUCGUAUUUGGGCGAGUUUUAUUACCCAAAAGAAUCCAAGCGAAAAAAAAAACCCAAAUAUAUCCAUAAAUUAUUCGCAGAUGUUAAGAUCAAUUUUAUGCGAAAUACCCCUAAAAUGGAAGGUAUGCAUUUCGUAGCUCAUAAAUAAUCAUUUUCAAAAAUCUAGAAGAGGUAAAGUUCAAAUUCUGAACACGUGAAAUUUAAAGUUAUCCUCCAAACCAUAGAUUGUAAAUCCUUUGGUUAAAAGUUUAGUCGGCGAACGCCCAAAACAAAAACAGUAUUACAAAAGUUAAUCCUUUCCAAUCCAUGUACUCAUUGGACUCAACCUUAAGACCUCAUAGUGAUAAAAAUACCACAUGUAUAUGCUGUGUUAUUACAGGGAUGUCUUUCACAAUUCAACAGACCCACGAAUGUAUUUCAUGGGAAGUAUGUGUUUAAAAAGUAGUGAUCAUUUCGCCCCAAAAAAAUUGACCUUGUAUUUAAAGGUUUUUCUAUUAUAGUUGAGCUGAUAAGCACAAAAAACAUCAGAAAUGGUUUCUUUAGCAAAAGCAGAGUACCAGCCAAAAUUGCCUUGUGGUGUACAUUGUCCAUCACUGGUUCUCAGCUCAUUUUUGCUAAGCAUAGUUGGUUGGCUUAGUAUCAACAGCUCCACGGCUGUAGGCCCAUUUCCUAGUUUCGUUUCUGCUUGCCUGUUUAAAAAGAAAUUGAAGCUACCUUAGCAGAAAGUACUUUGCGUUAACCACCCAAGUGAAUUUCACAGCUUGUAGCUAGUAAAUUUUAAUAUGAGCAUUCUGGAUAAAAUAACCAACCUUAAUAAUGCUACAUUCUCCAACUGUGUCCAGCUGAAGGCAGAUUCUGUACGAUUUUGUUGAUCAGAGCAGAAA